AUGUUUUUACUCAAAAUCCUCCCGUUUCUAACGCUGUGGUGUGUAUCGAAAUGUAAGAUUGAUUUAAAAAAACAGUGUGUAGACGACUACAGAGAUUUAAAUAACAUUACUAUUGAUGUGAAUAAAUAUUGUUCUGACGAAUUGUGUAUACAAAAAUGUUGCCCCAAUGAAUAUUGCAUCGAUAAUUAUGAUAAGUGUGUUAAGAUUCAAGACCUCCGUAGGACAUUCGGUGUAAAAUUUAAAUCAUUAUUGACUUUAAUAGAUUAUGAUAAUAUUACCUUCUAUUCAAAUAGGGAGCUAAGACAGACAGUUAAAAGGAAGUUUAAAUACAUUCAAAACAAUAAAAAUAAAAUUUAUAAAAAAAUGUCAAUGUGUGGACAUUUACACAGUGAACUGCUAUACGAUGAUACAUUUUAUUUUACGAAAAAUGCGUCGGUCAUGAUAUAUGAAGCAAUCUAUAGCAAAAAAUGGUAUAUCCUCAAUGCCAGAGAAUAUUGCGUAGACUAUAAACUCGCAAACCGAAGCGGAAAAUUUACAAUUUCGUUAGUGCUCAAAGAAUAUUAUCAAUUCUAUGACAACGAUGGACUAAAUGAUAUCCUACUAUUCAUAGGUCUGCUGAUAUCAUCUGUGUUCCUACUACUCGUGUUUAUAGUUCAUUGUAUGUUAAGAACGCUACACUCAUCUUUCACGGGACUUUUAAUGAUGGCGUACACAAUAACAAUUCUACUGGGCUUCAUAGUCAAAGUCAUCAUGCAAGCAACAAUUGGAUAUAUGACGAAUAAGAGCUGUAAAAUAAUAACACCUUUCCUAUAUUUUCUUUUGAUGUCGAGUUUCUUCUGGUUAAAUGCUUUCUCAUUCUGUAUAUGGCGAGGAUUGAGAAAAAAUAUUGGAGUAUAUAAAGCGUCACGGCGGGAGAAGUUAUUGAGUUUCAGCCGAUACGGUCUGUACGCGUGGGGUGUACCACUGGUGAUCACUGGGAUCGUCACCUGCCUGGACAACAUCGACAUUAGUAAAUGGAAUUAUAUUAUCAAACCACCUUUCGACGACUGUUUCAAAAAUGAGUAUGGAGUUGAACGGUACUAUUUCAUACCACUGGGUGUGAUAAUGUUUAUUAACAUAGUCUUGUUCAUAAUAACGAUCUACCAUAUAUUGACAACCACAUACUCAACAAAACGAAAUGCAGAGUUUAGACGAAGUGGCAGGGAAAACAGCUAUAAGACUUACAUGAAACUGUCACUUACUAUGGGCAUCAGUUGGGUCCUCGAGCUGAUUCCAAACUCUAAUAACACAUUCAUCUUCGUCCUGAGCAACUUGUACAACAGUCUGAUCGGAGUCAUCAUAUUUUUCGUGUACAUUUUCGACAAAAACGUUUUGAAUGAAUUAUGCAAAAAGUUCAACAUACAAAGUGGUGUUCUGAUUAAAAUAGCGCGCCGUAAAUCCCUGUUCAGACUAGUGAGGUCAAUGAAGGUAAAUCGUGAAGAAUUAGCUUGUAUGCGACCUCCUACUACUUCGACUACAGCACAAAGUUCUGUGGCCGAGAAUGAAACAUCUUUAAAUUCAUUUUAA
Messenger RNA from Spodoptera littoralis (African cotton leafworm), 1566 nucleotides. The record is from the annotation of a GenBank genome assembly. Lineage: Eukaryota; Metazoa; Arthropoda; Insecta; Lepidoptera; Noctuidae.